CCGGCCCUUGUAAUAUAAACACAAACACGGGAAAAAAAGAAGAGAAGAACGGAAGGGAAAGAUCGAUCCCCAAAAUCAAGUGGCAGUAAGCAAUUAGGGUUUACGAGAGAUCUUUCUCUCUUCAUUUCCAAAGACGUUUCAGGUAAUUUUUCUUUUCCUAUAGUAAUCUGUUCUCAUCUCUUUGCUCUUCUUAUUCUUCGAUGACUGAUACAAUCUAAUUUUGAAUCGGGUGGUUUAUUAACGUAGUUGGGUGGCUGGCUGGCUGGCUGCACCGCCGUAAGCUUUUUUUGGCCACAAUUAAAAUUUAUUUGCAUUUUCUGUUCAUUGACGUGCUAGGGUUUAUUUCCAAGUGUUCCAUUUGAUUUUAUUCUUAAUUGACUGGCUAGACCCCAAGGGCAAGAAAGAACUCGGCGUAUUAUAUUAGAAGCAGGGGGAUCGGUUAUGCUUAUUGAUGUUUCAUUGAUUGAGCAUUAAAAUAAGUAAGCGAGCGAGUAAUUAUGGAGGACGUGAAACAUAAAUCUAGAAAAGAUGAUUCGGAACGGAAGGAGGAGAAAGAGGAUUCAAAGAGGAGUCAUAGAGAUAGGGACAGGGACAGGAAUGGAGAGAGGCAUCGAGACAGAGAGAAGAGAGAACGUGAAAGCAUCAGGCGUUCUGAGAGAGACAAGAGUAGUGAUUCUGAUGAAAAGGAAAGGGAGAAAGAGAAGCAUAAAGACAGGGAUAGAGACAGGGAUAAGGAUAGAGCAGCAAGGAGUAGGGAUGGUGAUAAAGAGAGAGCUAAGGACAGAAACAGAGAUAGAGACAAGGACAGAGAGGAGAAGAGGGAUAGGGACAAGGACAGAGAGGAGAAGAGGGAUAGGGACAAGGACAGAGAGGAGAAGAGGGAUAGGGACAAGGACAGAGAGGAGAAGAGGGAUAGGGACAAGGACAGAGAGGAGAAGAGGGAUAGGGACAAGGACAGAGAGGAGAAGAGGGAUAGGGACAAGGACAGAGAGGAGAAGAGGGAUAGGGACAAGGACAGAGAGGAGAAGAGGGAUAGGGACAAGGACAGAGAGGAGAAGAGGGAGAGGGAGAGGGCAAAGGAGAAAGAGAAAGAGAAAGAUAGGGAAAGGGAAAGGGAGAGAGAUAGAGAAAGGGAGAGGAAGGAGCGUGACAGGGAAGAAAGGAAGAGGGAGAGGGAAAGGGAGAGGAGGACUAGGGAAAGGGAAAAGUAUAGGGAAUUGAGCAGUGACAGUGAUGAUGAUUCCAACAAUCGUGAUAAGAAGCGGCGAAGAAGAGAUGAUGAUGACUGCAAGGAGAGAGUGCGCGAACAGAGCAUUAGCAGGUCAAACAGGCACAGGGAUAACAGUGAAGAGAUCUUGAGGAAAAAGAGUGACGAGGAGGACUCUGAUAAGAAUGUGAUUAAAACCAGAGAAGAGGAGUUAGAACAGGAGCAGAAGAAGUUGGACGAGGAGAUGGAGAAGAGGAGGAGGAGAGUCCAGGAAUGGCAAGAGCUAAGGAGGAAGAAGGAAGAAACUGAGAGAGAAAAGCAUGGGGAAGAAGCUAAUGUUAAUGAACCCAAGACUGGUAAAACCUGGACUCUUGAAGGAGAAUCCGACGAUGAAGAAGCACCUCCCACCGGAAAAUCAGAGACGGAAAUGGACCUGGAGGAAAAUGCAAAACCUGAUGAAGAAGUUGAAGAUGCAAUGGUAGUGGACACUGAGAAUGAAAUCUCUGCUCCACAAAAUGAGGAUGAUGUCGUUAAUGGGGAUGAGGAAAUUGAUCCACUUGAUGCUUUUAUGAAUUCUAUGGUGUUACCUGAGGUUGAGAAGCUAAACAGUACUUUAGUUACUCAUACUGCUGAUGACAAUAAAACAGACUUGAAGAAUAAGGAUAAGAAGGAAGAGCGAAUCAAUGGAGAACAGAGGAAGAAAGGCUCUCAUAAAUCUCUAGGGAGAAUUGUUCCAGGGGAAGAUUCUGAUUCAGACUAUGGGGAUCUUGAAAAUGGUGAAGAUCCUCUAGAAGAGGAGGAUGAUGAUGAGUUCAUGAAGAGGGUGAAGAAAACAAAAGCUGAGAAACUGUCCAUUGUUGACCACUCAAAGAUUGAUUACAAUCCUUUCCGGAAGAAUUUCUAUAUUGAAGUGAAGGAGAUCUCGAGGAUGACUCCUGAGGAGGUUGUUGCAUAUAGGAAAGAACUGGAGUUAAAAUUACAUGGAAAGGAUGUGCCAAAACCAAUUAAAACCUGGCACCAGACAGGACUCACAAGUAAAAUUCUAGAGAUGAUAAAGAAGCUUAAUUAUGAGAAGCCAAUGACAAUUCAAGCUCAGGCCCUGCCUAUAAUCAUGAGUGGCCGGGACUGCAUAGGCAUUGCAAAAACUGGUUCAGGCAAAACCCUUGCAUUUGUGCUGCCAAUGCUGAGGCAUAUCAAGGACCAGCCUCCUGUGGAAGCUGGAGAAGGACCGAUUGGGCUUGUAAUGGCACCCACAAGGGAGCUUGUGCAGCAGAUCCACAGCGAUAUAAAGAAGUUUGCUAAGGCCCUGAGUAUCAGAUGCGUGCCUGUAUAUGGAGGUUCUGGUGUUGCCCAACAAAUUAGUGAAUUAAAACGGGGGACAGAGAUAGUUGUCUGUACUCCAGGCAGAAUGAUUGACAUACUGUGCACCAGUGGAGGAAAAAUCACUAAUCUUCGCAGAGUUACAUAUCUGGUUAUGGAUGAAGCUGAUCGGAUGUUUGACAUGGGGUUUGAACCUCAAAUCACUAGAAUUGUCCAGAAUAUUCGCCCAGAUCGUCAAACUGUACUCUUUUCUGCGACUUUCCCUCGACAGGUUGAAACUUUGGCUCGUAAAGUACUGAACAAACCUGUGGAAAUACAGGUCGGUGGGAGGAGUGUGGUGAAUAAGGACAUCACUCAGCUGGUUGAGUUAAGAACAGAAGAUCAAAGGUGGCUUAGGCUUUUAGAACUACUUGGUGAAUGGUACCAGAAGGGAAAAAUUUUGAUAUUUGUCCAAUCACAGGACAAAUGUGAUUCAUUGUUUCGGAACUUACUGAAGUUUGGUUACCCUUGCCUCUCACUUCAUGGGGCUAAGGAUCAGACAGAUCGUGAAUCCACCAUUUCGGAUUUUAAGACCAAUGUCUGCAAUUUGAUGAUUGCAACAAGUGUUGCAGCCAGAGGUUUAGACGUGAAGGAUCUAGAAUUGGUGAUCAAUUAUGAUGUUCCAAACCACUAUGAGGAUUAUGUUCACCGUGUUGGUCGGACUGGCCGAGCUGGUCGCAAAGGCUGUGCCAUCACAUUUAUCUCCGAGGAUGACGCGAGAUAUGCACCAGAUCUUGUAAAAGCGUUGGAACUCUCUGAGCAAGUUGUUCCACAAGAUUUGAAAGCUCUUGCUGAUGGUUUUAUGUCAAAAGUGAAUCAGGGUCUUGAGCAAGCCCAUGGAACAGGUUAUGGUGGAAGUGGUUUUAAAUUCAAUGAAGAGGAGGAUGAAAAGAGAAUGGCGGCAAAGAAAGCACAGGCAAAAGAAUAUGGCUAUGAGGAUGAGAAGUCUGAUUCAGAAGAUGAAGAUGAAGUUGUUCGGAAGUCAGUUGGUGACGUCUCGCAGCAGACUGCCCUUGCUCAGCAGAUAGCUGCUCUUGCUGCUGUCUCAAAAGUCCCCAUGCCUGCACCACCAAUUUCUCACUCUGUUGCUCAAUUGCUUUCUAAUGGUGGAUUACCUGUUCCUCCCAAUCCAGGUCCAGCUGUUGUUUCUGUUACUGGGCUGCCUUUUGUUCCAAAUAAUGAAGGGGCAGCCAGGGCAGCAGCACUUGCAGCUGCCAUGAAUUUGCAACACAACCUGGCAAGGAUCCAAGCUGAUGCAAUGCCUGAACAUUAUGAAGCAGAGCUGGAAAUCAAUGAUUUUCCCCAAAAUGCUAGGUGGAAGGUUACCCACAAGGAAACUUUGGGCCCAAUUUCAGAUUGGACUGGGGCUGCCAUUACUACCAGGGGGCAGUUUUUUCCACCAGGCAAGGUGCCGGGACCGGGAGAACGCAAGCUCUACUUGUUCAUUGAGGGUCCUACUGAACAGUCUGUCAAGAGAGCUAAAGCUGACCUAAAACGUGUUUUGGAAGACAUCACGAACCAGACAUACCAACUUCCUGGUGGAACUCAACCAGGAAAAUACUCGGUUGUAUGAGUGUCUGAGUAGAAGAGCCCCAAAAGUCAAUUCUCGGAGAUGCUUGCUACUCCAAAUGAAGAAAGCAUAAACCAGAAUAGAAGGAUGGCAACAAGUUUAUUGUUGGUGUCCUGGAAUUCUUUUUUGACCCCAGGUUCUGCCUGCAUUGGGUUAUCGGCUACUCUGAUUGUGCAGCUAGAAUGGAUUUGAAACAGCUUAAUUGUUUAGCUCGAUUAGUAACGAUUAUAUAUAGAAAACAGUUCCAAGUUUUGAUCCAUUUACACAACAAUUUCUAUCAUCAGAAAGAAUCUGUUCUGCGAA
Populus euphratica (Euphrates poplar) is the source of this 4439-nucleotide messenger RNA. Its product is annotated as DEAD-box ATP-dependent RNA helicase 42-like. Bases 498 to 4139 code for a protein of 1213 amino acids. Gene Ontology annotation, molecular function: ATP binding; RNA helicase activity; nucleic acid binding. NCBI's taxonomy places the organism in Eukaryota, Viridiplantae, Streptophyta, Magnoliopsida, Malpighiales, Salicaceae. The transcript is spliced from 2 exons. The record is from RefSeq and is a predicted model, not a curated record.